AUGGCGAGUGACGGGGACGUCGAUACCAGCAUUGAACAAUGGAAGAUCAAACGCCUGAUCAAAAAUCUUGAGAGCGCGCGAGGGAACGGCACGUCGAUGAUCAGUUUGAUCAUCAAGCCGAAGGACGAAAUUACGAGAAUCAACAAAAUGCUUGCGGAUGAAUUCGGAACAGCCUCUAACAUCAAGUCGCGUGUGAACCGUCUGUCGGUCCUCUCGGCCAUUACUUCCACCCAGCAAAGGCUGAAGCUGUAUAACAAAACUCCGCCCAACGGAUUGGUUGUGUACUGCGGAACCAUCAUCACGGAAGACGGAAAAGAAAAGAAGGUGUCGAUCGACUUCGAACCCUUCAAAGCAGUCAACACUUCACUCUACCUCUGCGACAACAAAUUCCACGUCGAGGCACUGGCGGAGCUUCUCGAGUCCGACGCGAAGUUCGGAUUCAUCGUCUUGGACGGUAACGGCGCGCUCUUCGCCACGCUCCAAGGCAGCACGAAGGAAGUCCUCCAUCGCUUCACCGUCGACCUGCCAAAGAAGCACGGCCGCGGUGGGCAGUCCGCGAUGCGUUUCGCGCGUCUGCGCCUGGAAAAAAGACACAACUACGUGCGAAAGGUUGCAGAAACUGCCGUGCAAAUGUUCAUCACGCAGGACAAGGUGAAUGUCUCCGGGCUGAUCUUGGCCGGUAGCGCAGACUUCAAGAACGACUUGGCGACCAGUGGAAUGUUUGACCAGCGUCUCCAGGCGAAAGUGAUUAAGAUCGUCGAUGUCUCGUAUGGUGGCGACAAUGGCUUCAACCAGGCCAUUGAACUCUCCGCCGAGGCGUUGACAAACGUGAAGUUCAUCCAGGAGAAGAAGUUGAUUGGCCGCUUCUUCGACGAAGUUGCUCAGGACACGGGGAAGUACGUGUUUGGCGUUCAAGAAACCCUGCAGGCUCUUGAGAUGGGCGCUGUGGAGCUCCUCAUCGUCUACGAAGGCCUCCCCCUGGAGAGAGUGACGCUGAAGAAUCCGGUGACGAACGCAGAGAAAAUCGUUCACAUUACGCCUGACCAGGCGCGAGAUGACAAGCUCUUCAAAGAGGACGGAGUGGAACUCGAGGUGUCGGACAAGAUCUCUUUCUCUGAGUGGCUGGUGAACAACUACAAGAGCUUUGGAACGACUCUAGACUUUGUCACCAACCGCUCUCAGGAAGGUGCCCAGUUCGAACGCGGUUUCGGCGGCUUGGGAGGCAUUCUGCGGUACAAGGUCGAUUUCCAGGACUACGACGAGACUGUGGACCUCGAGGACGAAUUCAUCUAA
Neospora caninum is the source of this 1293-nucleotide messenger RNA. RefSeq lists its product as hypothetical. Bases 1 to 1293 code for a protein of 430 amino acids. The record is from RefSeq and is a predicted model, not a curated record. Lineage: Eukaryota; Apicomplexa; Conoidasida; Eucoccidiorida; Sarcocystidae. Gene Ontology annotation, biological process: cytoplasmic translational termination. Gene Ontology annotation, cellular component: translation release factor complex; cytosol. The transcript has 8 exons. Gene Ontology annotation, molecular function: translation release factor activity, codon specific; sequence-specific mRNA binding.